UACUUCUACCAAUCCCACCACCGAAAAACAACGACUUUGCACCCAAUCCCAGCUAGCCAUACCUCUCUAUAUCAUCACUAUAUACUUCUUAUAUAUAUAUAUAUAAAUUCUGAGUAUACAUCAAGCCUCUGCUCCUCCUGAUCAUGAUAUAUAUCAUUAAACAUAUAUAAUCUUCUCUGAUCAGUAAUAAUAGUAAUAAAGAAUGAAGAAGAUCAACCUGUUGUUAAGAAAGUGCAAGAGCUUGUCGAGGCAACUAGGGAGAUCUUCCUCUUACAGUAAUCUCAGGUCAAAUUCCAGCAGAGAAGAUUUCUGGGUGUCUGAUCAUGAUCAUCAUCAAGAUCAAGAUCAUCGAGAUCAUGUGAUGAAGACUACUACUACUGCUACUCCUACUAGAAAUGCUACAAUCUUCGUGGGAAGCUCGAGAAAGAGGUAUGUGAUAAGCACCAAGUAUUUGAGCCAUCCUUUGUUAGCAGCUCUACUAGAAAAGUCCAAAGUUGCUGGUCGUAAGGGAAACGACGACGUUUUGGUGGUCAAGUGUGAAGUGGUUCUCUUUGAUCACCUUCUCUGGAUGUUGGAGAAUGCAGAUCCAGUUACUCUUGCCUCUGACUCCUUAGAGGAACUAGCGGCUCUCUAUGUCUUCUAAAACUACCCUAAAAUUAACUCUCUAUGCUAAGAAAAUCUUGUGUUAAUUUUAGAUAUAUAUAUAUAUAUAUGGAUCAUCGUAUUAUAUAUAUAUGUAAAAUUCUUCAUUCAUAUGUUGUUUGAUUCUCUUUUCUUGCUUCAUUUUUAUGGACUAAUAUAAGUUGACCAAGUUCGUAUA
Molecule: messenger RNA, 820 nt
Organism: Humulus lupulus (European hop)
Lineage: Eukaryota; Viridiplantae; Streptophyta; Magnoliopsida; Rosales; Cannabaceae
Product: auxin-responsive protein SAUR76
Exons: 1
Coding region: 203-643 (146 amino acids)
Biological process (GO): response to auxin
Source: RefSeq, a predicted model, not a curated record